AUGGCUAGGAAACGUAAUAACAAUAACGGCGGCGGCAAGAAAAACAAGGGAAAGAGCAAGAAAUCUAGCCGCAGCUCCAGUAUUUCCGCCAGCCCUGUCUCCAUCCCCAUCCCCUCAAUCGUUACCGAUGCUCUUGCCACAGAGUCCAUUCUGACUGCUGUCAGUGAUAUUGUUGCCGAAAUUAUUGAUGAGCGCGACGAAGAAGAGAAAGAGGAUAAUGGGGUAGUUGAGAACCCCGCGGUACCUGAUGAUCUGGAGAACGCUGAGUCUGUGGAUGUGGAGGAUCGGGUGGAUCAGGAAGAGGCUGAGGAAGUCGACGCCGUUUCCGAUUCAGAGGAGGCGAUCGAGACCACAGAGUCGGUCGAUCCGGCGGAGACUGAGGCCGUCAGCGAGAUCAAUGACCAAGAAAUUGUCAAGGACGUUGUUCAGGCUGAGGUUGAGGAAUUCGACGCUGUUUCCGAUUCAGAGGGGCCAGUCAAGGUCACAGAGUCGAUCAAUGCAGCGGAGACUUACACUGUUGAUGAGGUUGAUAAUCAGGAGGAAGCCGCUGUCCAGAACGAGGUCGAGGAAGUCGACGCUGUAUCUGGUUCAGAAGGGGCGAUCGAGGCGACAGAACCGGCCGAUCCGGCGGAGACCGAGGGUGUCAGCGAGAUCAAUGACCAAGAAAUUGUCGAAGAUGUUGUUCAGUCUGAGGUUGAGGAAUUCGACGCUGUUUCCGAUUCAGAGGGGCCAGUCAAGGUCACAGAGUCGAUCAAUGCAGCGGAGACUUACACUGUUGAUGAGAUUGAGAAUCAGGAGGAAGCCGCUGUCCAGAACGAGGUCGAGGAAGUCGACGCUGUAUCUGAUUCAGAGGAGCCAGGUUAUGUUGACAAGCCAUCCAAAACAGACAUUGCCCCCGAGCCCCAACCUAUCCAUAGCGAACUUGAGGACAGCUACCACGUUGAUUUUUCCGAAGCAACCGAAGAAAAAGAUGCCACACCGGUGACUGAAGACCAACUUGAUGACCUCUACACACGCUCCUUCACACCUUCGUUGACUACUGGCCUUCUGUCCGAUAGAUUUUCCUACACAGGUUCUGUUAACAUGGAGGACUCCGAGGCCGAACUCCUGGCGAGUAACCUUGAGGACAGCAUGUAUCGGUCGUCAGUUGAGAACAGUCUCAUUGAUGAGAUGCAUGUGCUGGAGACUCCUGAGAGCGGCAGCUUUGUUGGUCAGGAGGAGUCUUUGGAGCCAGUUGUAGUUGAGUCGCUUGAGAGAAAGUACGUUGUUACGCCGGGUGCUUUUGAUGGUAGCGGUGAGGAGAUCGAUGAGGAGGAUAAGGAGCCAGAGGAGGUCGCAGCGGUUGAUAUCCCGGAAUCGGCCGAGCCUGAGCCUGAAACCGAGGCAGUGGAUUCUGUUGCCGUGGAGGAUACCGCUGGCGACACCCCCGAGACCCCUACUGAGGACGCUGGUGCAUCUCAAGUUACCAGAUCCGUGGAUUCUGCAGAGAUCGAGGCCCAAGCAGGGGAUUAUGUUGCAGAGGAGGGUGCGGGCAAACUUAUUUCUGCAGAUGGUAAUUUAUCUCCACCGAUCACCGAAUCUGCGGAGCAGCUGGCCACUGAGCCAGAGGUCAAGGUCGAGGCUGUUUCAGUUCCUGAAAGAGACACAGUGAUCGUCGCGGAAUCCGAGCCAAUCGAGGAGACAUUGGUGUCGACGUCAUCCGAUCAUGCUGAAGAGAUAAUUGGGCAUCAAGAACCUGCACUGACAGCUCACUCGAUCAAUACAACAGAAGCAACCAUGGCUAACCGUAACCAGUCCGCAAAGAUCGACCGCGCGAUCGACAACACCGCCGAAGGUGCCAAGGACGCAGUCGACAAGGCCUCUGACGUCGCCCAGAAUGUCGACAGGAAGGCCGAAAAUGUUGCGUCGGACGUCAAGGACGCCACCCAUUAUGCUGGCAAUAAGGCCGAAAAGGCCGCGUCGGACGCCAAGGACACUGCGAAGGAUGUUGCCAGGGAUGCCGACAAGAAGGCGAAGGAGGUGACAGAUGCCGCGGCCGAUGCCGCCAAUAAUGCGGCGUCCAAGGCCAAGGAUGUCCUGGAUAGCGCAGGCAAGAGUGUUCGCGAGGCCGCGGCUACCGCCAAUGACAAGGCGCAUGGUGCUAUGAGCAGGGCGCGGGAGUCUGGCGAGAAGUUUGCCAAGAAGGCGAGAGAGGAGGCGGAGGAGGCAGAGAAGGCGGUUAAGAAGGGCGUGAGAGAGACGUCGCCGGAUACUCUGAGGGCUUUGGGCAUUAUUGCCGUAGCUUUGGCGGCUGUGUCUGGGUACUACUUCCGGCUGCCUGGAAGGGAUAACCAGAGGCUUGGAUUUGCUGGUGGUGUUGCGUCUGCUAUUAUCGGUCUGGGCACUUUGGCCACUGCGUUCAUCAAGCGGAAUGCCUGA
Molecule: messenger RNA, 2418 nt
Organism: Kickxella alabastrina
Lineage: Eukaryota; Fungi; Kickxellomycota; Kickxellomycetes; Kickxellales; Kickxellaceae
Exons: 2
Coding region: 1-2418 (805 amino acids)
Source: RefSeq, a predicted model, not a curated record